AUGACGUACAGAACGUCGCUGCUCCUGAGGCUGCUGCUGACUGGGUUCGCUGUUUGCAACGCCAGCCCCGCGGACGACGGCGCGGGUCCCGGAGGCCGGGGACCCCGGGGACGCGCGCGAGGGGACGCGGGCGCUGACGAGGCAGUGCAACGCCACGACUCCUCUUACGGCACCUUCGCCGGCGAGUUCUACGACCUGCGCUACUUGUCGGAGGAGGGCUAUCCUUUCCCCACCGCCCCUCCCGUGGACCCGUUUGCCAAGAUCAAAGUGGAAGACUGUGGAAGAACGAAAGGAUGCUUCAGGUACGGCAAGCCCGGCUGUAACGCAGAGACCUGUGACUACUUCCUUAGCUACCGGAUGAUAGGGGCUGAUGUGGAGUUUGAGCUGAGCGCAGACACGGAUGGCUGGGUAGCAGUUGGAUUCUCUUCAGACAAAAAGAUGGGCGGUGAUGAUGUCAUGGCCUGCGUCCAUGAUGACAAUGGCAGAGUCCGCAUCCAGCACUUCUACAAUGUGGGACAGUGGGCAAAGGAGGUCCAGAGAAAUCCUGCCAGAGAUGAAGAAGGGGUUUUUGAGAACAAUCGUGUCACCUGCAGGUUCAAGCGCCCUGUGAACGUUCCCAGAGACGAAACGAUCGUGGAUCUACACUUGAGUUGGUAUUACCUGUUCGCUUGGGGUCCGGCCAUUCAGGGCUCCGUCACCAGGCACGACAUAGACUCCCCGCCGACUUCAGAGCGCGUUGUCAGUAUUUACAAAUACGAAGACAUUUUCAUGCCGUCGGCUGCCUACCAGACCUUCUCCUCUCCGUUUUGUUUGCUUCUCAUUGUCGCCCUGACCUUCUACUUGCUGAUGGGAACCCCUUAGCCACAGCUGCAAGGCCAACAGACUAGAUGGAGCGGCAAGCCUUCAGUAUAUAUUUUUCAAUAUCGCCUGUAUUAGUCUAGCUUCUGUUACUUAAAAACAAGUCAUGAUUUCAACAUUUUUGGGGGAGAGAAAAGAACAAGCUUUUCUCCUAGUCAAACAGGAUUGUCAAGGCAACCCUGCUUUCAGGAAGUAUUUAAACCGUUUGCAAACACUUCAAAUAUGCUUUCUAUUUGAGCUUUACGGUGUCUGUGCUUUGACUUGGUAAAACUGAGAGUCGCCAUACCGAUUGGGAUUUAAACCCAGACAAAGGCUGCCUUUUGUUGGCCUACAGGUUUCACAGCCUUGGCUAGCGCGAUCAGCUGACACAACGGGGAGGUAAAGAGCUAGAUCUGGAAAGUGUGUCUCCCAACAGUCUUUAUUUCGAGCGGUAGUGCACGAGAGGGUUACUUGGCGUGUUGCCGUGGAGAAUUUCACAGGAUGUCACAAGUGCAUCAGCAGCCUCUCGAGAACAUUUCCGUGGAGGCUAAAUGCUUUUAGAUAGUCACACAGUGGAUGGGGCGUACGGGAGAGAUUAUAGUGAGAAGCAGUGGUUUGUAUUUAUCGAAAGUAUCUUCCCAAUGCGCAAGUAGUUAUGAGAAAACAGUUUUAUAUUGCUGUUAGGAAAGAUGAAAAUAGAACUGUGAAUAUUCCUGAAGAUGUAAAAUUACCUUAAUGAUAAAAACAGGAGAAUUCUUAGCAAUUAGAAUUGGCUCUCUUCUGCCACUGCGUUCAACCAGCUAGGGUGUUCCUGGGUGGCUCUAGCCAACAGUGGUGUUCAAGUCGGCAUCCAUUAAAUAUAAUUAAAUAUGCAUCAGACAUCAAGUCAUCCUAAUAUAAUAUAAUAUAGACAGACAAGUCAUCCUAAGGAAAACACACAUCAACAUUUUUAAAGACUGUAGACACCAGGAGCAAAAAUGGGAGGAGGGACCCUAAAGUAAAUUCACCAAGAGUAUACAUUAAAAAUGUUCAAUUCUAUGUUUUCUUUUUUUAUAAGAGCCAGAUACUCUCUAAAUACCUAUGCUGGCAGCCUACCUAGAGGAGAGUAACUGUGGGCACUUACACGGUGGGCCAUUGCCACCGUGGCUUUCCAGAAUUCUCUGAUUUGUUCCCAUUGCUUCCAGGCUGGCUCCAACUUUAUAGUUGAGUAACACUGGACUAUGGUUUCUAAGUCCCAAGUUCAUGUCCGAGGUGAACGUCUGCCUGUGGGGAGAAUGUUCAGAUUCUUCUGAACUGGCGCCAAAAUAAAGUAUGUAUUACUACUUCGCGACACUGCCCACACCCAGUUUCAAACUCAAGGUUCAAGCUGGUGGCUCCCCCUGACGACAACUGCCUCUUCACCAAGCCCUCUCUCUGAUCCUGGUCAAGCUCGGCACAAGCGUGGCUGGUAAUCAGUCUCUCAGGGUUAGUAGUUGGUUUAGGAGCGACGGUUGGGAGUAUAUAGAGACACCCGUGUUGUAAAUAAGAAGCCCGAUAUUUUUGUAUCCUUUAUGUGUAUAGUAGCUGCUGUAUAAAUCGCGGAGCUAAUAGAGACUUCAGCUAAUAGUGGGAGCGAGUGGCGUUUCCCUUCCUUUUUACGCUUCCAAUCAAGUAACUGUUUCAUAGUCCUUCGACUUUAGUGGCCAGCUUUGUCAAUUUUCGCUUGGAACUUACAGAGUUAUCCUUGCCCUUACAGUGAGUGACAUGCAAUGACUCUACUAAACUUCAGGGUUUCUGCCUCUUCGGGGCCACUGCCUGUCCCAGCAAGUCUGAGGGACCUUGAGUUCCUCCAACCUGCUCUCUCUCACCUGUCCUGUCCCCGUCUUCCCUAUCCUCCCCCGCCCCCUCCAAGAUGAUGCGCUCAUCUGUGAGGCCCUAACUCUUAUCUCUUCCUCCAGUCUUGGGGACAGCGUGGUUUUAGGAGUGAUUCAGCCCUCCUCUAGCAUGCUGGGCUUUUCGUUAGGAGUCAUGUCUCUCCCAUCCUUGUAACUGAUGCUCCUUCUUGGUAGGUAUUCAAAAAACUGGUGGGCUGAAUUACAAAGCUGUCUCGACACUGCAAGUUUACUUGGGCCAGAGGAAUCGCUUUUAUGGACUGUUGCCGGCUAGCCAGUGUUUUUAUAUGUCCUACUCAUGAUCAAACCAUGUCUUCCAAAACGCGAAUGACAGAAUCCCCAGUGGCAGUGUGGCUUUGCCUUUCAGUGGACAUCAGUUGGCACUUUGGACAGUAAUCGCUGUCAUGAUUUACAACAAGAGAUGUGUCACAAACUGCUGACCGUCGUCUCAGAGAUCUGUCCACUGAUAGACAUGCCGAAGUGAAAACCCUGUAGACUUUGAAUUCAUCCAUUCUUAUCUAAUCUAAGGGAACUCCUAUUCUUCUUUCUAUUCGUGCUCUCUUUUUCAACAGGGCCUCUCAGUCAUUCAUUUUGAGCCCUCCCGACUCCUGGCUGCUGCUCUCUCAAGCAUGCCUGCUCCAGGUCUGACGUACGGUUUCACUUUCUACAGUGUUUGUCCUGAGGGAGAAGCUAUCAGGGCUUCUUGGUGAGACGCCCAAGCGAAACAGGAGCGGCAGACAGAUGCAUGUAGCGCUGUUGUUAGUGGUCAGUCCUCCCCGCCAGAGGAAGCGUCUGUUGUCAAUCCAGCUUUGCAGAAGGAAGAGUUGAGGUCGGUCUUCUGGCGAGCUUACCAGUGCUGGCCAGACUUUAGAGAGGCUAGUUCAAUGCACUUGUCAUGCAAGAGGCAGCAGGGACGAGGGAGCCGAUAUGACUUCCUAUGCCUCAUGCAAAGUCUUUAAAACUUCCAUUAAGUAGAACCUGCUGUUCAUACUCAAAUCAGCUGGGUGCCUUUAUCUGCCCCUAGUAUUUUACAGUGAAAAUGGGACCUUCUUACAGUUGUGUUUGCAGAACUCAGCACAGUGGUUUUCUGCUUAAAACCUUUGGAUUAUUUUUGCCAGUCAUUUUAGUAUUUUCUUUCUUUCUUUCUUUCCUUCCUUCCUUCCUUUUUCUUUCCUUCUUCCUUCCUUUCUUCUUUUCUUUUUUUUUUUUUUGGGUCAGUGCUGAUGAUCAUACCCAAGGCCUUGUACAUAUCCAUAGGGUGUUCUACCACCCAGCUACAUCCCCAGCUCAUUUUUAGUACUAUUAAUGUUUUCAUACUAAUGUGUCAAUUGGACACAAUUGGAAGAAUGCAUUUGUCUUAGCUAACUUUUAACCAUGACUUUCUUAAACCAUGGUCUCUCUUACAACAUGGGCUUCUAUGUGCUUUUAUUGACCCACUAUAGUUAAACAUGCACUCAGACAAAGUCCAGAAGCUGCAUUCUGUUACUGCUAGUUGCUUUUGUCCUUAAAGAAAUCAGAAAGUUUGGGCUGGAGAGAUGGCUCAGUGGUUAAGAGCAUUGCCUGCUCUUCCAAAGGUCCUGA
Molecule: messenger RNA, 4289 nt
Organism: Myodes glareolus (Bank vole)
Lineage: Eukaryota; Metazoa; Chordata; Mammalia; Rodentia; Cricetidae
Gene: Frrs1l
Product: ferric chelate reductase 1 like
Biological process (GO): regulation of glutamate receptor signaling pathway; regulation of postsynaptic membrane neurotransmitter receptor levels
Source: RefSeq, a predicted model, not a curated record